Coffea eugenioides is the source of this 2536-nucleotide messenger RNA. RefSeq names its product probable E3 ubiquitin-protein ligase ARI7. Gene Ontology annotation, biological process: protein polyubiquitination; ubiquitin-dependent protein catabolic process; positive regulation of proteasomal ubiquitin-dependent protein catabolic process. Gene Ontology annotation, molecular function: zinc ion binding; ubiquitin conjugating enzyme binding; ubiquitin protein ligase activity. Bases 404 to 2131 code for a protein of 575 amino acids. The record is from RefSeq and is a predicted model, not a curated record. The transcript has a single exon. Gene Ontology annotation, cellular component: cytoplasm; ubiquitin ligase complex. NCBI's taxonomy places the organism in Eukaryota, Viridiplantae, Streptophyta, Magnoliopsida, Gentianales, Rubiaceae.
AGCUAGUGCCACCCUCACAGAUGCCCACUCCGUCACGGUUGCACCUUCCAACAUAGUAUCCACGCACACACACACAGAGACACAGAGACCUCCCUGCCCCCGCCCUCCUCCCCAAAAAAACGAAAACAAAAACACCUUCUUUCAACUUGAUUACGACGUUUCCCAUGUGUAUUUCUGCUGAAGUGACGAUGAUCUCCUUGUACCCUGACCUAAUUACCCAUCAUCGUCCGCAAGCACCCCCUGCUCCGAUCUUCAGACCCCAAUGCUAGGGUUUUACUAGGGGUUUUCCUUUAUCUAUUCAUCUUUCGUUGUCCUUUAAUUUUGCGGUUUUUGAAGUUGAUGUUUUGCUCUUCAAUUGCUAGGUGAAUUAUUAAUAAUUUAUAGGUCCAAAAUUCGGUGAAUUAUGGGGUAUCUGGAAGGCGAUUGGCACGACGUGAUCGAUGUGGAUUCAGGGGAUGAUGAUGAUGACUUUUACGGUGGCGGCAACAGCGACACCCCCAUGUCGUCCAUGGACAGUGACGAAGACUGCGGGUUCAACUCUGAUUCGGCACCGGAUUACGACUUCAUCAGUAACGACUCCGAUGAUCUCCUACACAGUCCGCAAAGCCAGAAGAAUUAUACCAUCUUGAAGGAGGAAGACAUACGAUGUCGUCAAGAGGAUGACAUCACUAAGGUAUCCACUGUUCUCUCUGUAUCCAGAGAAGUAGCAAGCCUACUGCUACGCCGUUAUAAUUGGAGUGUGAGCACUGUGCACGAAGAGUGGUUCUCAGACGAAGAAAGGGUCCGCAAGGCUGUUGGCUUGUUGGAGGAGCCGAUCGUUCAAUUUUCAGCCGAUGAGGAGGUAACCUGUGGGAUUUGUUUUGAUAGCUAUUCGUUCUGUGAGAUCAGAGCUGCUGCAUGUGGGCAUCCUUUCUGUCGUGCAUGUUGGCAAGGGUAUAUAAAUAACGCCAUUAACGAUGGCCCUGGUUGCGUGACUUUAAGGUGUCCUGACCCUUCUUGCAAUGCAGCUGUAGGUCAAAAUAUGAUUGAUGAUUUGGUUACCCGUGAAUUUAAGGAGAAGUACCGCAGGUACCUUGUUCGAUCUUACAUAGAGGAUAAUAGGAAAAUUAAGUGGUGUCCUGGUCCAGAGUGUGAGUGUGCGGUUGAAUUUGUGGUUGGGAGUGGCAACCAUGAUGUUACUUGCAAUUGCUCGUACGGAUUUUGUUGGAAUUGUACUGAGGAUGCCCAUCGCCCCGUGGAUUGUGAGACUGUGGCCAAGUGGAUCUUGAAAAACAAUGCAGAGUCCGAGAACACUAACUGGAUUUUGGCUUACACCAAGCCUUGUCCAAAAUGCAAGAGACCAAUUGAGAAGAACCAUGGCUGUAUGCAUAUGACUUGCAGGUCGCCUUGUGGGUUUGAGUUUUGCUGGCUGUGUCUCGGUUCAUGGAGAGAACAUGGUAGGGGAACAGGUGGCUAUGCUUGUAACGGUUUCAGCGUGACCAAGAAAGAAGGAGCAGUUGAUGAGACUGAAAGGAGGAGGGAAAUGGCCAGGAAAUCUUUGGAGAGAUAUACACAUUAUUACGAGCGGUGGGCUGCCAACCAAAAGUCAAGGCUAAAAGCUUUAACAGAUUUGCACCAAAUGCAAACUAACCAUCUUGUGAGGCUAAGUGAAAUACAGUGCCAACCCGAGACGCAGUUGAAGUUCAUUACUGAUGCUUGGCUUCAGAUAGUGGAAUGUAGGAGAGUGCUAAAGUGGACAUAUGCUUAUGGAUACUACCUACCCGAGAAUUUGGACACCAAAAGGCGGUUUUUUGAGUACUUGCAAGGUGAGGCAGAGGUUGGCUUGGAAAGGCUUCAUCAGUGUGCAGAGAAGGAAUUGGAGACUUACCUCAAAGCAGAAAAACCUUCUGAUGAUUUCAAUGAUUUUCGUACAAAGUUAACAGGUUUGACGGCUGUGACAAGAAAUUACUUUGAGAACUUGGUUAGAGCAUUAGAGAAUGGCCUCGCUGAUGUGGAUUCAGUAGGAACUUGUAGCAAGACAAGCUCAAAAGGUGCAGCUGGGAGCAGUAAACAGAAAGGGAACGGGAAGCGCAAGGAAGGGACAAAACAUGACAGGUCGGGGAAGCAGAAGGUGCGAAAUUCAGGCAGUUGAGAGUGCGUGAAUGCUUUCUUCCAGAUGUUGGUCCAAUAACCAUGUAUGCAACUCUACUCUCAUUGAAAUGGCCACUUCACUGGCCUUGUUAAUCUUUAGGGUAGUGGGUUCCUGAUGAUAGACAAAGUUUGGAGAUGUAAGGAAUAAAAGUAGUUAAAAAAGAAAGAAACAGUCACAUUUAGUAUUGGCUCGUGUCCGUGUGGAGGAGAACUCUCCUAGGUUUCUGUUUCAGUAGAUGGUUUUUUUAAGGUACUUUUGUCUUUGGUAGAACUUAAAUCAUAUCAGUCUCUCUAUUUAUGUAUGUAUUGCUAAUUUGCUUAUGUUGCUCUUAUCGUUCGCUUGUGUAUUAGAUAGUUACAGAUCCAUGAACUUUUGCCCAGGAAUUGAAAAGUAAAGUUCAUGAUA